Messenger RNA from Astrephomene gubernaculifera, 1338 nucleotides. Lineage: Eukaryota; Viridiplantae; Chlorophyta; Chlorophyceae; Chlamydomonadales; Astrephomenaceae. The record is from the annotation of a GenBank genome assembly.
CUCUAUUGUUCGCAUAUAAUUCUUUCAUCCAUCUUGCACAGGCUAGCCUGUUGUGCGCUUUAUGGCACAGACCCAGACGGUUGACGAAGUUGCAACUGAGCACAAAAAUGUCGCAACCUACGCAGCAACCGCAACAUUUAAUUGUUCUAGUUCACGGCCUUUCGGACACCAGCCAUGCCUGGGACAAUUGCGUUGCCGAGCUGCAGAAAAUGCCAAACGCGACCGACUAUCUCUUUCAUUCCUCAGCCGUUAACGCGCGCUUUAGGACGCACGAUGGAUUUGAUAAGUGCGGUUUGCGGCUUGCGGAUGAAAUUCGGAAGGUCGUGAAGCAACACCCACAACUUACAAACAUAUCAGUAUUUGGUCACAGCAUGGGUGGAAUGAUAGCGCGCUUCGCACUUGGCAUCUUGUUUGAUCCCAAAAACGCUUCUAUUUGCGGACUGCGGCCUUGUCACUUCCUAACCCUGGCCACUCCGCAUCUCGGUCUGUCGGUGGUUGACGGGCCCGCGCAAGUACCCUUCGUGGCUUGGGCGGGGGAAAUCCCGCUCCUGGGCAACAGCCUAAAGCACGCAUUGCAGGCGGUGGCUCACGGUGUCGCCGCCACCGUGUUCCGGGGCACGGGUCGCCAUUUCCUGGCCCUGGACGGGGGGCGCGGGGAGCUUCCGCUGCUCAUUCGCAUGACACUGGACGAGCCGGACAGGGGGCAGUACUUCUUCUCCGCCCUGCGGGCCUUCCGCAGCCGCGCCUGCUACGGCAACGUUCGGGGGGACCACUGGGUCAGCUGGGAAAACGCAACAAUCAGGGGCAAAGCAGAUCUGCCGUACAUUGAUCUCGAUGUGGUACGGCAAGGACGAGGUGUCGUACGGGAAGACCCCCUGGAUGCGGGUUUCCACCAGGACCCCGCAUCCGUACGACAACUGGUGGAUCCAGCACCGCCGCUGUCACCGCCACUGCGGCCGCCGCCGCCGACGGCGAAACUGCAAAGCGGGGAGCGAACGGCGACGGUGUCAUCGUCCUUGGGGAAGGCGGCGGAGGCGGAGGAGCCUUCUUGGUCGGCGCAGGCGUUGCUGGCGGCAGCAAGACACGCGCCACCGUUGCCGUGCAGUCCUACCAAGGCGGCCGCCGCUGCUGACGCCGCUACUGCUGCUGCUGCCAAAGACGCCGCCGCCGGCACCCGCGGCGCCGCUGCAUCGACCGGCUCCAAUUCCGCAUCGGGUGCUGCUUGCACCAGUAACCGCGCCGGGCAUGACACUGGUGCAGACGAGGUAGCGGAGGAGGGUGCGCCAGCGGCGGCUGUGUCCGCGGCUGCUGCUGUUGCUGCUGCUGCGGCUCCUCAGG